Molecule: messenger RNA, 1866 nt
Organism: Abrus precatorius (Indian licorice)
Lineage: Eukaryota; Viridiplantae; Streptophyta; Magnoliopsida; Fabales; Fabaceae
Product: glucan endo-1,3-beta-glucosidase 12-like
Exons: 3
Coding region: 110-1540 (476 amino acids)
Biological process (GO): carbohydrate metabolic process
Cellular component (GO): plasma membrane
Molecular function (GO): hydrolase activity, hydrolyzing O-glycosyl compounds
Source: RefSeq, a predicted model, not a curated record
CGUUCCCCUCAAACCACAACGCAUCCUUCAUAAAUACAUAGUAAAAACAAUCCCACCACUCUUUCCCACACGCUCUUCCAUCCUCUGUUUCCACCCACAGAAGCAGAGCAUGCACCGCUUCACCCUCCCCGCCAUUUUCCUCUCUCUCACCCUCAGCACCCUCACAGAUGGUGGCUCCAUUGGAGUUAACUACGGUCGCGUAGCCAACAACCUACCCUCUGCAGUGAAGGUCGUUCACCUCCUCAAAUCUCAGGGCAUUAACCGGGUCAAAGUCUACGACACCGACCCGGCAGUGCUCCGGGCACUAUCCGGAUCCGGUAUCAAAGUCACGGUCGAUCUACCCAACCAGCAACUCUUCGCAGCCGCCAAAGCACCUUCCUUUGCACUCUCAUGGGUUGAAAGAAACGUCGCCGCUUACCACCCGCACACCCAAAUCGAAGCCAUUGCCGUCGGCAACGAGGUCUUCGCCGAUUCACAUAACUCCACCAAGUUCCUCGUACCCGCCAUGAAAAACAUCCACCAAGCACUCCUUAAACACAACCUCGACUCCGACAUCAAGGUUUCCUCCCCCAUUGCCCUUGCCGCUCUCGGAAACUCUUACCCUUCUUCCGCCGGGUCAUUCCGACCCGAACUCGUUGAACCCGUUUUUAAACCCAUGCUGGAUUUUCUCCGCCAAACCGGGUCCUACCUCAUGGUAAACGUGUACCCUUUCUUCGCUUACGAGUCCAACGCUGACGUCAUCUCUUUGGACUACGCGCUCUUUCGCGACAACCCGGGUGUCGUGGAUCCGGGUAACGGGUUAAGGUAUUAUAACCUUUUUGACGCCCAAAUCGACGCCGUUUUCGCCGCGCUAAAUGCUUUGAAAUACGACGACGUUAGCAUCGUUGUUACGGAAACAGGAUGGCCGUCUAAGGGAGAUAAUAAUGAAGUGGGUGCGAGCGUAGAGAAUGCCGCUGCCUACAACGGCAAUCUCGUCCGUAAGAUCUUGACGGGUGGUGGGACCCCCCUCAGGCCCAAAGCUGCUCUCACCGUCUAUUUGUUCGCGCUUUUUAAUGAGAACCAGAAGCCGGGGCCCACUUCCGAGAGGAACUUCGGGCUUUUUUACCCUGACGAGAGAAAAGUUUACGAUAUUCCGUUAACGGCAGAGGAGCUCAAGGAUUAUCACGACCGUCCGUCGCCGGUUAGCGGCGGUGGCCAGCGGCAGAACACUCCGGCGCCCGCUCCCGUCGUUGGGGGCGGCGGUGUUUCGAAGAGUACCACUGGGAACACGUGGUGCGUUGCGAACCCGUAUGCGGAUAAAGUGAAGCUGCAAGCGGCUCUAGAUUUUGCUUGUGGCGAGGGAGGUGCUGAUUGCCGUCCGAUUCAACCUGGCGCCACGUGUUACAAUCCUAACACGGUUGAGGCGCACGCUUCGUUUGCGUUCAACAGUUAUUAUCAGAAGAAGGCACGCGCGGGUGGUAGCUGCUAUUUCGGGGGUACGUCGUACGUGGUCACGCAGGCGCCGAGGUAUGGUAGCUGCGAAUUUCCUACUGGAUACUGAAAGCUAAGAGGAUUGACAUAUAAUGGCAUGAGGAUAUGCAUGUGGGUGAUUUUGCUUUGUGUAAAGUAUGAGAAGGUGGUGGUGGAGCAGUGUUUCAACUAGAAAAGUGGCCAAUUUACUUACUCGUUAGUUAUUAGUUUAAAGAUUUUUUGGGGGUUCUGGAUUGUGUUAGUUAAAUAAUAUUUGACUAGUCAUCCAGUUGGUGGGAACUGGUAAUGGGGUAGUUAAAUUAACCUUGAAGAAUUGUAUCUAAGUUUUCACCUUGCACUUCAUCACUCCAGUACUGGUCAUUCAUCUCUAGUUUAUGGAAAUAUAUUUUACUUCCA